This is a messenger RNA of Ananas comosus (pineapple), 1793 nucleotides long. RefSeq names its product probable magnesium transporter NIPA4. Lineage: Eukaryota; Viridiplantae; Streptophyta; Magnoliopsida; Poales; Bromeliaceae. Gene Ontology annotation, biological process: magnesium ion transport. The transcript has 9 exons. The record is from RefSeq and is a predicted model, not a curated record. Bases 173 to 1234 code for a protein of 353 amino acids. Gene Ontology annotation, cellular component: membrane. Gene Ontology annotation, molecular function: magnesium ion transmembrane transporter activity.
GUGCCUCGCUAGAUCUCCGCAAAAACUCAACGAAACCGAUCCCUAGGGUUAGGGUUAGGGUUUCGUGGGAGCGGUGCGGAGGAGGAGGAGGAGGAGGAGGAGGAGGAGACGAAGCUCGUGGCGGCGGCGCCCAUGGCGGCGUGAGACGGAGAGGGGAUCGGAGCGAGCGGAAAUGGCGGACACGGCGGCGCCGCAGAGGAGCGAAGGAGGGGGAUGGGCGGUGGCGGCGUACAGGGCGUUGUCGGCGGAUAACGUGAAGGGGCUCGUGCUCGCGCUCUCCUCCAGCGUCUUCAUCGGCGCGAGCUUCAUCGUGAAGAAGAAGGGUUUGCAAAAGGCCGGGUCGUCGGGGUCUAGGGCAGGGAUUGGAGGUUAUUCUUACUUAUACGAGCCUCUUUGGUGGGCAGGCAUGGUCACAAUGAUUGUCGGAGAAAUAGCUAAUUUUGCAGCUUAUGCCUUUGCUCCAGCUAUUCUAGUUACUCCUCUUGGGGCACUUAGCAUAAUCAUCAGUGCUGCACUUGCAUAUGUUAUUUUAAGGGAAAAGCUACACAUUUUUGGCAUGCUUGGUUGUGUUCUUUGUGUUGUGGGAUCGACCACGAUUGUUCUGCAUGCUCCACAAGAGCGUGAGAUCAGCUCUGUGACAGAAGUUUGGGAUCUUGCUACUGAACCAGCUUUUCUAGUCUAUACAGCAAUUGUACUGGCUGCAGUGUUUAUACUUAUAUUUCGCUUUGCACCUCACUAUGGGCAAACAUAUAUAAUGGUGUACAUUGGCAUCUGUUCUCUUAUUGGCUCUCUCACGGUAAUGAGUGUAAAAGCUCUUGGAAUGGCUUUGAAGUUGACCUUCUCAGGAGUCAACCAAUUAGUAUAUCCACAAACUUGGGCCUUCACCUUAAUUGUAGCGGCUUGUGUCAUUACCCAAAUCAACUAUUUAAAUAAGGCACUUGACACAUUCAAUACAGCAGUUGUAUCACCAAUAUACUAUGUGAUGUUUACAUCAUUAACCAUUUUAGCCAGCGUGAUCAUGUUCAAGGACUGGGAUGGGCAAAACCCAACACAGAUCGUCACGGAGAUGUGUGGCUUUGUGACUAUUCUUUCUGGGACUUUUCUUCUUCACAAGACGAAGGAUAUGGUUGACGGUCUUCCUCUCCCAGUUCGACUUGAAAAUCAUGCCGACGAGGAUGGAUUUCCUCCCGAGGGGAUUCCGCUUAGAAGUCACAAUUCAUCACACAUUCCAUGAGUUCUUGUGGUAGAAAAUUCCCUCCAAUGAAAUAGGAAAAACUGCUUUUGAGGCAAUCAGCUUGUUGACGAAGCUCUACGUAUUUAUCCUUUUCACAUCAAGUAAGGUUCAAAGGCUACUUUCGUCUCCAAUUUGAAGAAGCAGGCGCUUUUCCUUUUCCGAGACAUGACGAGUAUACAGCUUGAUCGUGCUACAUAAGCAGUUGCUGAAAUACUGUUUCCUACUAGCUUAGUCGAAAAGCUGCUUUUAGAGAAAGGCACAUAUCAAUCUAUUAUGCUGGUGGGGAUUUUGGUGGUGCAGUUGUAUAGUCCUUUUCCUUCUUCCCACACUUUUCCUGCUAGGUUAUUAUUGUAGUUAUGCCAUGUAUUUACAUCAAUUCUUUUUCAUGUACGUAUCACAUAGAACAGAAAUUUGCAUUGUUUUUGAGAAACUUGUAUACAUUUCUUAUCUAGCAGAACGAAGAUCGAUCAAAUUCACAAUUUUGCUCUAUCUUUUGCUCCAUUGAAAAAUUGUCGAGAAUCUGAAAGGUGAUCAUACAAGGUGUAUCAAUUCUCCUCUA